AUGAGUCGCAGCGAUUUCCGGGGGCCGAAGCUGCCUCGCACAUUAUUAGAUCAGAUCCAAGGCGGUCGCGUAUCCAAGAAGCGUGAUGUGCCUCGCAAGGACAGGCGCAAACAGGAACGUCAGGACAGGAAAGCCACGCAUAGUCGACCAUCGCAACGAACUCGACCAGACCGGGCGCCAAUAUCGGAGGAAGACAGUGAAGAUGACAAGCCACCGGCGAAGCAAUCAGCCAUACCCAAGAACGACGCAAAGCCCAGCAAAUCGAUACUGAAACGGCCACCUCCCGAGCCAGUCGACAGCGAAAAUGAAGAACCCAGCGAACCUGCGGUGUCAAGAACCGCCAAGGCGAAACUUGAAGACGAUGAUGCAGAGAUUGCAGCAUUGGAGAAGAGGCUUGGGUUGAAAAAGAAGAAGUCGAAGAAGACUGGGGAUGAUGGGCUGGAUUGGCUGGUGUUUGGAUCAGAUGGUGAAGACGAACGCACAAGCAAGAGGAAGCGACCGGAAGAUGAUGAGUGGCUGCACAACAAGAGGCAGAAAGCUGGGGGAUCAAAAUCAUCUCUUCACGACGAUACAUCAUAUGAAUCCGAGCAUGACUCGGACGCGGACGGUAGCUUCGACGAGGACCUUGAAAAUCCAUUCUCAGAAGAUGAGAUCUCAGCCGAGGAUGAGGACGAUUUCGAAGCUUUUGACGACGAGGAUGAAGAGGAUAAGAGUGAAGAUGAACCAAUACCAGUCAAGCAAAGGGAGAACCCGUACGUGGCGCCGGUGCCAAAAACCGAGCAGCCUGCCAAGUACAUACCUCCUUCACUGCGACAAUCUUCAGGCACUGACGACGAGGUCUUGAGGCAGCUUCGUCGCCAAAUCCAGGGACAGCUCAAUCGCUUAUCCGAGGCCAACAUUCUCUCGAUCCUACAAGCGAUGCAGGAGUUCUACACGAAGAACGCCCGGCAACAUGUCACUUCAACGUUGAUCGAUCUUCUCACGAACUUGAUCUGUGAUCCGUCUGUCUUGAACGAUACUUUCCUUGUGUUGCACGCUGGCUUUGCGGCCGCUGUGUACAGGACCAUUGGCAUCGAUUUCGGGGCCCAACUUUUGGAGACCGUGGUGCGCAUGUUCGACGCACAUUACAGCACAGCCAGCGAAGGCAAACAAGAACUGAAUCUUAUCGCAUUUCUGUCAAACUUGUACGCGUUUCAACUCGUUGGAAGCGAGAUCAUGUUUGACUACAUCCGCAUGCUUUUGGACAAGGACAACUUCUCAGAGACGUCGACAGAGCUUCUCCUGCGAAUCAUUCGGAUGACUGGUACGCAGCUUAGGCAAGAUGAUCCAUCUGCGUUGAAAGACAUUGUUCUGCUCCUUCAAAAGACGGUCUCAGCAAUCGGCCAGGAUAAAGUGUCGGUCAGGACGAAGUUUAUGAUCGAGACUAUCCACAACCUGAAGAACAACCGGAUGAAGACAGGAGUGGUCGCUUCUGCAUUGACCGCCGAGCACAUGCAGAGGAUGAAGAAGACGCUAGGAGGAAUCAAGAACUCCAAGGCCACUGAACCACUUCGAAUCGGCUUGAGCGACAUUCGCGAUAGUGAGAAGAAGGGCAAGUGGUGGCUCGUGGGUGCCAGCUGGAAAGAUCCUGCAAAGAUGGCCAAUGGAGAAUCAACGGCAGCACCAGCUCAGGCCGAGACAGAUGAUGCGGAAAACGAUAGUGAUGCCUCUGACGGCGAUGUUGAUCUCGACAAACUCGCUCGAGCACAAGGCAUGAACACUGACGUUCGUCGAGCCAUCUUUGUGGCAGUUGCUGGAGCUGUGGAUUACCAGCACGCUCACAUGCGGAUCAUGAAGCUAAAUUUGAAGAACAAACAGCUGAUUGAGGUCCCUCGAGUACUGGUGCAUUGUGUGGGCGCUGAGCCAGUCUACAACCACUUCUACACAUUGGUUGCUACCAAGUUUUGUGGCGAUCACAAAUUGGCCAAGGCAUAUCAAUUCGCAUUGCUUGACCUAUACAGACGCAUGGGCGAGACCAGAGAUGGCGAAGAUGAAGAUGAUAUGGACACAGAUGGCGAAGAACAGAUGAGCGUUCGCAAGAUCUACAACAUUGCCAGGAUGUACUCUACCCUCAUUACGGAACAGCUGCUCCACAUCACCAUUCUGAAGCCUCUGAACUUUGGCAGCCUCAAGCCCAAGACCCAGAUAUUCGUAGAGGCUCUGCUAUCGACAAUCUUCAACCUGCUGCGGAAAAAGGCCCACAAGGAAGGCUUUGAGGAUGCCGUUAAAGACGUGUUCUUACGAACACACGCUGUCCCGGAUAUGGUUCCAGGGCUGAAAUACUACCUCUCGAAUAUCGUGCCAGACAGCGAGAUCGCAGCGGACAGAAAAGAGAAGAAGAGAAUAGCCCUUGGUUGCGAAUAUGCGGUCGAGGCGCUCUCGCAGCAGCAGACUGCAAUGUCCAUUGAAGACGAGCUUUCGGACUGA
Messenger RNA from Zasmidium cellare ATCC 36951, 2466 nucleotides. RefSeq lists its product as uncharacterized. Gene Ontology annotation, molecular function: RNA binding; protein binding. Gene Ontology annotation, biological process: ribosomal small subunit biogenesis. Gene Ontology annotation, cellular component: nucleolus. The record is from RefSeq and is a predicted model, not a curated record. The transcript has a single exon. The coding region runs from base 1 to 2466 and encodes 821 amino acids. NCBI's taxonomy places the organism in Eukaryota, Fungi, Ascomycota, Dothideomycetes, Mycosphaerellales, Mycosphaerellaceae.